AUCAGAAAUUAUCCUAGAAAAUGAAAUAACCUUAAGAUUGUGUUAUUCCUCCUUCACCGCCUGGCCCCAAAACUUUUCCCUUCCCUUUCCCUGUUUCUCGGCUCCGGUGACCUCUACCUCGCCGCCGCCGUUGGCUGUCCUCGGGUGCUCACUCCACGACGUUGCUCUCGGUUUCUGAUACUGUGGAAGAAGUAGUGGACUCUAUUUAGACAGAGGAACGCGCUUCAUAGGUCACCACCGGCUUCUGAGUCUCAGAAUCUGAGAGAUUGUGGUGGAGAUUCAGGAUGGCCGGAGCUGAUGCUGACAGGCCCACUAGAGAAAUUUCAGGUGUGAAGAAGAAGGUGGUGAAGAAAGAGACUGGUUUAGGGCUUGCAAAUCGAAAGGCGGAAAACUUUGGGGAGUGGUACUCUGAGCUAGUUGUACGUGCGGAUAUGAUUGAUUACUACGAAAUAUCUGGAUGCUACAUCCUUUUGCCGUGGGCAAUGUCAAUCUGGAAGGUGAUGCAGGACUUUUUUGACGCGGAGAUAACAAAAAUGAAAGUUGAAGCCUGCUACUUCCCCAUAUUUGUGCCUGAUUACUUUUUGCAAAAGGAGAAGGAUCAUAUUGAAGGCUUUGCGCCAGAGGUUGCUUGGGUGACAAAGGCCGGGGGUACUGAUUUAGAAGCCCCUAUUGCUAUUCGCCCAACCAGUGAAACUGUCAUGUAUCCAUACUACUCUAAGAAGAUAAGGGGACAUCGUGAUUUGCCUAAGAAAUUUAACCAAUGGUCCAAUGUUGUCAGAUGGGAGUUCAGUAAUCCCAUGCCAUUCAUCAGAAGCCGGGAAUUUCUUUGGCAAGAAGGGCAUUCUGCUUUUGCAACGAAGGAGGAAGCAGAUGUAGAGGUCCUUGAGAUAUUGGAGUUGUAUAGGCGUAUAUAUGAAGAAUAUUUGGCAGUUCCUGUCAUUAAGGGUAAGAAAAGUGAGCUGGAGAAGUUUGCUGGUGGACUUUACACCACCAGUGUUGAGGCAUUUGUUCCAAACACUGGUCGUGGUAUACAAGGUGCAACUUCUCACUGUCUUGGCCAAAAUUUUGCUAAAAUGUUUGAGAUAACUUUUGAAGACGAGAAGGGAGAGAAAGCAAUGGUCUGGCAGAACUCAUGGGCCUAUAGUACUCGAACUAUUGGGGUGAUGGUGAUGGUUCAUGGGGAUGACAAAGGGCUAGUGCUGCCACCUAAAGUUGCAUCAAUCCAAGUCAUUGUGAUUCCAGUGCCGUAUAAAGAUGCUGAUUCUCAAGGUAUUUUUGAUGCCUGUUAUGCUACUGUGAAUACUUUGUGUGAAGCAGGUAUUCGUGCUAAGUCAGACUCUAGAAAUAACUAUUCUCCUGGGUGGAAGUAUUCGCACUGGGAAUUAAAAGGUGUUCCCCUAAGGAUCGAAAUUGGGCCACUGGAUUUGGCAAAUAAGCAGGUGCGGGCAGUUCGACGUGAUAAAGUGGAAAAAAUAGACAUACCCAGGGAUGAUUUGGUCAACCAAGUCAAAGACAUGCUGCAUAGUAUUCAACAAAACCUAUUUAAUGUUGCAAAACAAAAACGAGAUGCUUGCAUUCAGGUUGUACAUACUUGGGAUGAAUUUGUGGAAGCAUUGAGCCAACGGAAAAUGAUAUUGGCUCCUUGGUGUGAUGAGGAGGCUGUGGAACUAGAAGUGAAAGCAAGGACAAAGGGUGAGAUUGGAGCAGCUAAGACCCUUUGUAGUCCCUUUGAUCAACCAGAACUCCCUGGAGGUACCAAGUGCUUCGCAUCUAGUAAGCCUGCAAAGAAAUGGACUUACUGGGGCAGAAGUUACUAGAUCACUGGCUCCUGUUAAGAAAUGUUUGUUACUGGAGUGUUCUGUUCUGGAUUGCUUGGGUUCACAAAAAUGAGUUACUUUACUUGGGCAUGUGAAAAGUUUAUUUAGCUACAAUUGAUUCCUGAGUUUUUAUUCUAGACUGACUUUUUUGUUAAAUUCGUGAGUAUUCUUAGAAUUUUUUUAUAAAAAAAAUUAUUGUUAGGCCAUCCCUUUCUGUGACUACAAAUUAAAAGGAUGGGAUUUUUUUUUUUUUAAUAUGGUUUUGGAUUUAGGCUCAUCCCAAUGGACAAUGGUGGAGAUUUUGUUUAUUUUGGUGUUCAGCAUUUCAAGCUGAAUAAUGGGGUGUUCUUGUGGUGGAAUGGUGGUCAUAGAAGAAUCAUUCUAGAAUUGGACUCUAUCAGUUGUACAGAAGCUGCAGAAAGUGAGUAGUAUUGUAGUGGAUCAAAUUUGGAAAUGGUCGGAAAAGGAGUGGGAGAUUCCUUAGCCAAAUUGAGUUUUGAUCUUGGAUGUGGCGCUCAUGUAUUUCGCCACGUGAUUGAUACUCUGAGGACGUGGCCUUGGGUUUGAGCAGUGAGGAUUGCUGCUUUGUUUUGUUGGUUUUGCUGUUUGUUUGGGCCUCUUUCAUGUUCCCAAAAAACCUAUUUGCGAUUUAUUUGUAUGCUAUACCAGAUCUUGAAUCUCGUGGAUGUCA
This is a messenger RNA of Prosopis cineraria, 2508 nucleotides long. RefSeq names its product proline--tRNA ligase, cytoplasmic-like. Lineage: Eukaryota; Viridiplantae; Streptophyta; Magnoliopsida; Fabales; Fabaceae. The transcript is spliced from 14 exons. Bases 285 to 1817 code for a protein of 510 amino acids. Gene Ontology annotation, molecular function: ATP binding; proline-tRNA ligase activity. The record is from RefSeq and is a predicted model, not a curated record. Gene Ontology annotation, biological process: prolyl-tRNA aminoacylation. Gene Ontology annotation, cellular component: aminoacyl-tRNA synthetase multienzyme complex; cytoplasm.